AUGAGCCAACAUAAUGAGCCAAAACGCAUUGCCGCCAUAAUGCUCUCUUGGCUAGAUCUCGAACUGAUUUCAUGCACAGUCAUUCAAGGCCUGUGGGCGGGCUAUGGCCACAUUUGUGCUAUCACGGCCAAACCAGUUGCGAAUAGCGCGUCCGAAAAGUGGCAUCGACUAUCCAAGGCUCAGGGAAACGACAAAGACAGUGCCAUCCGCCUUGUCCUGAAAAUAGUCCACCCCCCCACUAAGACGGGAGACGAAGGGCAUCUCCGCAAGAUGUUCAGUUACGAGGUUGAGCAGUAUUUCUAUGAUGAAGUUGCGCCUCGCCUCGCCAGUAGUAUCCCCGUGGCCCAGUGCUUUGCGUCAACGCGGAGCAUGCGGCAAAAAGCCAUUGAUGACGGGAUUGACCACGUAAUGGCUACACUAUUGAACGAUCUAAGGCCCGAGUUCCCGGUUGCAGGUGAAAAGAGGGCAAUUCUAUCGAGCAAUCAGGUAUAUGCAGCGCUGGCAUGGCUAGCCAAAUUCCAUAGCAGCUCUUGGGCUCAUUUGCCUCAAGAUCUGAGCGAUUUUCUUCUGCCACCACUCGAAGAAGCUGCGAGGCGCCAAAAAGACGACAAAUGCGGUGGCACAAAUCUCUGGCUGAAUGGCGGUUAUACAUACCUCGCCACUAGGCAGGAGGAAUAUAAAUUGCUCGCGCAUGAUCAUUUCUCGGAAUGGUCUGAUAUAUUUUGCAGCUCAGUAGAUGGUUUGCCAUCGCUGGGUGAAGCUGCCGCUGACUUUCUGAUCCCACGCGGUAGACACUUUGAGACAUAUAUCCAUGGCGAUGUAAAGUCCGAAAAUCUCUUCUCAACAGAAUCCGGCGACGACGUUGUGUUUUUUGACUUUCAAUAUGCGGGCAUUGGGCUGGGUGUGUGUGACCUCGCGAAGCUUUUUACUUGCUCUGUGCCGCUCAGCUUGCUCACGAGUUAUAAACCGAUCCCUUCUUCGUUAAAAAUGGACGAAAACGAGAUGAUUUUACUCAAGCACUACUGGUCUAUCCUCAUGAGCAAUCGACCUCGGCGCGAUAUGCCUGCAUAUAAUUGGGACGAUUUUCUUCGACAUUGGGAAACCGCACUUGUAGAUUGGUGUCGAUUUCAGGCCUCGUGGGGGUUUUGGGGAAAUACAGAAUGGUUAGAAGCCAGAGUCAGGUUCAUUACUCAGGAUGCAGACUGGAAGGAUUGGCUUCAGCGCCAGCAACGAAUUGCCAGCAAUUAG
Trichoderma atroviride IMI 206040 is the source of this 1248-nucleotide messenger RNA. RefSeq lists its product as uncharacterized. NCBI's taxonomy places the organism in Eukaryota, Fungi, Ascomycota, Sordariomycetes, Hypocreales, Hypocreaceae. The record is from RefSeq and is a predicted model, not a curated record.